AGUAGAGCCUUGUUGAUUUACUGAAUCUGGUGCAGGGGAGAACGGAAGCAUAAUUUUGCCAGGGUCAAUAAUUUAAUAGCCACUGAAAGCUUGCAGCACAAUCCUUGCGUUACAACAAGAAUGCCAUGUCAAGGGGAAAAAUCAACCUGGCACCAUCCAUCAGUCAAAGGAGAAGCAGCUGCAGUGUAGUUUACCUCAUAAUCUUGGCCAGAAAGAGAACUCUACUGGAACAGUUGUGAGUUGACCACUGAUUGUAAGAAAGGUCCUUGUCUCUCCAUCGUCACCAUGUCCAGCUCCCAACAACGCCUCAUGCAGGGCAUGCACCAGGACCUCAGCUGCCCCGUCUGUCUCAAGCUCUUCCAGUCCCCUGUGACAACAGAGUGCGGGCACACCUUCUGCCAGGCCUGCUUGGCCCGUGUGGCCACCGAAGAGUCUGAGGGCAAAACUUCUCCCUCGUGCCCCACCUGCCAAGCCAUCACCAAGGUGGAACAUCUGCGGAUUAACCAGCAGAUGGAGCAUUUGGUGGAGUCUUUCCGGCAGGUGCCUCGUGAUCACUGUGAAGAACACCUUGACCCGCUCAGUGUCUACUGCGAACAGGACCGGCAGGUGAUCUGCGGGGUUUGCGCCUCACUAGGCAAGCAUAAGGGGCACAACAUUAUUACUGCUGCUGAGGCCCACCAGAGGAUGAAGAAACAGCUUCCUCAGCAGCAGGUCCAGCUUCAAGAAGCCCAAAUACGCAAGGAGAAGACAAUUGCCCUGCUAAAUCGGCAAAUAGCAGAAGUGGAGGAAACAGUAUCCCGGUUCAAACACCAAGUAGCAGACCAAUUGGGGGCCAUGCGGUCUUAUCUGGGAGCGCUGGAGUCUUCCCUGGGCCAGGAGGCCGAGAGGGUGAAACAACAAGCCUCUGAGGCCUUGCAAAAUGAACGCAAGACUGUGACCCGUUACCUGGACCAGCUCAAGCAGAUGGAGCUGGUCCUGGGGGAAGUGCAAGAUGAACCACAGACUGAGUUCCUGAGGAAAUAUUGUCUGGUCGUCAGCAGAUUGCAGAAGAUCCUGGGGGAAUCUCCACCCAUUGCCCGCAUGGACAUCCAGCUCCCCAUAAUUUCUGAUGAGUUUAAGUUUCAAGUAUGGAGGAAGAUGUUCCGUGCAAUAAUGCCAGGUAGAGGCCACACUUACAGGAUAAGGUUGCAUAUAGAUUUUUUUGAGCAACUCAAUCUGCCUGCCUUGUCCCUUGAAUUGGCUUUGGAGAACCUGACCUUCGACCCAGCCACAGCCCAAGCCAACCUUGUGGUGUCCGAAGAUGGGAAAAGAGUGGAAUGUGUCGAACAUAAACAAGCCGUGAGCCCAGAUGACCCCCAACGGUUUGACAAGUCCAACUGCCUGGUCUCACGCCAGAGCUUCUCACAAGGGGAACACUACUGGGAGGUGACAGUAGAAGACAAGCCCCGUUGGGCCGUGGGCCUCAUCUCAGCUGAAACUGGGCGCAAGGGCCGCCUUCAUGCCACCCCAUCCAAUGGCUUCUGGCUGGUGGGUUGCAAGGAAGGCAAGAGCUACGAGGCCUAUGUGGAGCAUAAGGAACCCCGGUCUCUGAAGCUGGAAGGAAAGCCUAGCCGAAUUGGCAUCUACCUGAGCUUUGAUGAUGGCCUCCUGGCCUUCUACAACGCCAGUGAUGAAGACAAUCUGGUCCAGCUCUUUGCUUUCCAUGAGCGUUUUACAGGAACGGUCUUCCCCUUCUUUGAUGUCUGUUGGCACGAUAAGGGCAAGAAUAGCCAGCCUUUAAUCAUCUACACCCCAGAGUCACAAGAGCGAUAACUAACCAUGAUCUGGUAUCUUCUAGACCAGCCUUACUAAACCUGGGUUCCUCUUAAUGUGCUGAGGCUGCAUUGCCUAGCAUCCUAAAGUUCUAGACAAUUGUAAUCCCAAUGGCUCUGGAAGACACCAGAUGAGCAAAGGCUGCUAUAAACUCACAUUGGCAAUUUUAAUCCUAUUGCACCCAGACUUCUAAGUCAUAGCCACAUUCAAUUUAUAAAAGAAAUGUCACUGUAUCAAUACAGGUCUUCCAUCUAAAACUUGGAAUCUUGACAAUUUUCUUGGUUUAGAAAUAAAGGUUGUUAUCCUCCUAGCGUGUUCAAUAAACUUAAAACACACAAA
This is a messenger RNA of Ahaetulla prasina, 2151 nucleotides long. RefSeq names its product tripartite motif containing 72 (gene TRIM72). NCBI's taxonomy places the organism in Eukaryota, Metazoa, Chordata, Lepidosauria, Squamata, Colubridae. Gene Ontology annotation, molecular function: zinc ion binding; protein binding. The transcript has 8 exons. The record is from RefSeq and is a predicted model, not a curated record. Bases 286 to 1812 code for a protein of 508 amino acids.